This is a messenger RNA of Merops nubicus (carmine bee-eater), 1160 nucleotides long. RefSeq names its product ATPase, Na+/K+ transporting, beta 3 polypeptide (gene ATP1B3). The transcript has 6 exons. Gene Ontology annotation, molecular function: ATPase activator activity. Gene Ontology annotation, cellular component: sodium:potassium-exchanging ATPase complex. Lineage: Eukaryota; Metazoa; Chordata; Aves; Coraciiformes; Meropidae. The record is from RefSeq and is a predicted model, not a curated record. Gene Ontology annotation, biological process: intracellular potassium ion homeostasis; sodium ion export across plasma membrane; intracellular sodium ion homeostasis. Bases 58 to 729 code for a protein of 223 amino acids.
AUCUUGCUAUUCUAUCUGGUAUUUUAUGGCUUCCUAGCAGCACUCUUCACCUUCACGAUGUGGGUUAUGCUUCAGACACUGAGCAGUGAUAUACCAAAAUACCGUGACCGGAUUUCUAGUCCAGGACUUAUGAUUUCGCCAAAGCCAGACACUGCAUUGGAAUUUUACUUUAACAAGAGUGACGCUCAGUCAUAUGCAGAAUAUGUUUCUACACUCAGAAAAUUCCUUGAAUCAUAUGAUGAUUCAAAGCAGUCCCAAAACAUAAACUGCACACCAGGAAGGAUUUUUGACCAGAAUGAUGUCGCUGUUAAAAAGGCAUGUCGGUUUAACCUCUCUGAACUUGGGCAGUGCUCUGGGAAAGAAGACAAGACCUUUGGCUACUCCAGAGGAACUCCCUGUGUGCUUGUGAAAGUGAACAGAAUAAUUGGAUUAAAGCCUGAAGGAGAACCACGUAUACAGUGUACACCUAAGGAAGAAGGCAUGGCUGAGAUAAAUUAUUUUCCUCCUGAAGGCUUGAUUGACCUAAUGUACUUCCCAUACUAUGGGAAAAGAUUACAUGCUCACUAUUUACAGCCUCUAGUGGCUGUUCAACUAGCAAUUAACUCCAACAGUACCAAAGAAGAAAUAACAAUUGAGUGUAAGAUCCUGGGCUCUCCUAACUUAAAAAAUGAAGAUGACCGUGACAAGUUUCUUGGACGAAUUGCCUUCAAAAUUCAGAUGACUGAAUAGCUGGGGUAAAAAAUUCUCCACAAAAUAAACAUUGUGUUGUCUGUUUUGUAUCAGCUGGACAUGCCAUUCUAGGGUAUGAGACCACCUUGGAGAAUGUUAGGGUGGUUUGUGGUGUUCAGGGUAGCAUAAUGAUAUGCUUCCAAAUUCUAAGUUUAAAAUCCCUCAAAAUAAAUGUCUAUCCUGCUUCUGCCUGCCCCCUUGGAACAGUGUACAGACUAUAGUUAUGUCAUAGGGACCUGUAAAUAGCUGUAUUCAAAUACAUAAUAAUGGUGACCUUUGUCCUGUUCUAAAACGUGGUUUAUUCCCCAGGUGGGUGUCUGAAGCUUCAUGUGCUGUGCUAUGUAAAUAUUGUACUGACUGAACACUGGCUGCACUGUCAGGUGCCAGCGCUGACACACUGCUAGGGAUAAAUAGAAACGGUACCUGGUUGA